AUGGAGAUGUUCGUCAAUAGACAAUAAAAUAAAGAAAAUAAUAAUCCAGUCUUAGUCCCAACAUAGUACGAAAUUAUGUAAAAGGAAGGAAUAUUUGCCAAAAACAAUAGUUCUUUUUAUACUCAUCAUCGAUUUUACAAUAGAAACCCUAGACACUCUAUUAAUUAAUCAUCAUAGAAUCCUGUAAUUGGUCGAUCAAAUAGUUCUUCAUCUAUUCAUGAGGAAAUUGAAAGAACCGUAUAAUAAUUACAAUCCUAACAAAUUUAUACCUAAACUUAAAUUAAUUAUAGAUAACCUCUUAAGGAAAGAUAUCCAACUCAAUAUUCUUAACCUUCAAAUACUUAAAUUAAUGAAGUUGUGGAUAUGCUCGAAAAAGAUAAUUUACUUAAAAUACAUUAAUUAAAACCAUGCACACCUAGAAAGAUAUUUACACCUUCAAUUAAUUAUAAUUUACCUCCUUUGCUCUAUGAUAAUAAAAGUCAUGAUAACGAAAAUAGUGAAAAAGUCACUCCUCUUCUUAAAAGUAAGUCUUUAUUUAAAAAAACAUUCAAUACUUCUUUUGAAAAAGUUAAAAAAAUCAAUUCAUCUUAGGAAAAUAGAUAAAAAAGAACAAUUUCAUAAAUAGCUAACAAUUCAAUUCAUUAAUAAAGAUAAAAGUCUUUAAAUGAUAGAAUUAAAUAGGUGGUAUAGAAUCCCAAACAUUUAUUAAAAUUAUGUCAAAAGGUUGAAGAAAUCUAGAAUUCUGCCAAUUAAGAAUAGUUAAUGUAAUUAAUUCAAUCAGAUCAAUUUAAAAUAGAUUUAUAAAUUCUUAUAAACAAUUCUAAAGGUUCUAAUAGCUAAAUGUAAUUGGCACUCGAAAAUUUUAUGAUAGAGCAAGUCAAGAAAGCCAGAGAAUUAUAAGAAGUAGAAUAUCUUUUAGAAUGUAUUAGUUGUUAACUAUUAAUUAGAAAAAAAAUAGAAUUUUAGUAAAAUGCUCAAUAAUUAUAUUCAGGAACUAAAAGAUAAAUUAUGA
Molecule: messenger RNA, 1012 nt
Organism: Paramecium sonneborni
Lineage: Eukaryota; Ciliophora; Oligohymenophorea; Peniculida; Parameciidae
Source: the annotation of a GenBank genome assembly